AUGUGCGCUGGACCCACCCAACACCGCGGGAGCCUCUUUCCAUUCCAGUGCUUCCUUCUGGGGGCCCUGGUGUUCUUGCUGUCUGCUACAUCCUCUGAAGCCUGUGGUGAGCCACCAACAUUUGAAACAAUGCAGCUCACUGGCCAAUCUAAACCCCUUUAUGAGGUCAGCGAGCAAGUACAUUAUGAAUGUAAACCUGGAUACAAGCGGAACCCUUCUUUCGACACUUCUUCUACUUGUGGUGCAGACAGCACAUGGUCCUCUCUUUCAAAUGCUGCUUGUUCUAAGAAAACAUGUCCAGUUCUACCAGAUCCUGUUAAUGGCCAAGUAAACGUACUUAAUGGAAGCUUGGAGUUUGGUACAUAUGUUGAAUUUGUUUGUAAUGAGGGGUUUUAUUUAAUUGGUAAGCAAAUUCUACGUUGCAAGCUUAAAGGAUUGAAUGUGGUUUGGAGCGGGGAUCUCCCACAAUGCGAAAAGAUUUUGUGUGAACCACCUCCACAAAUAGAAAAUGGAAAGUACACCCCAGAAGAAAAGGAAGUAUUUGAAUAUUAUGAAGUAGCAACUUAUACAUGUAAUCCCAAUCCUGGAUCAGAUAAAUUUUCACUCAUUGGACAGAGCCAGAUUCAUUGUUCUGGCCAUGGACAAUGGAGUAGUGACCCUCCUCAGUGUAAAGUGGUCAAAUGUCCAUACCCAGUAAUUGAAAAUGGAAGACAAAUAUCAGGAUUUGGAAGUAAAUAUUACUACAAUGCAAUGGUUACGUUUGAAUGUUUGAAGGGUUUUUACCUUCAUGGAAGUGACUUGGUUGUCUGUGGUAGAAAUAGUGCUUGGGAACCCCCAAUUCCAACGUGUUCUACAGAAGCAUCUCCUACCAAUACAAAACAGCCUUCCAAUGCAGAAUCUGCUACUUUUACAACAACUCCAAUUACUUCACAAAAAUCUCGUCCAAAUGAAGGAUCACUUACGUGUGAGGAUUUAGAUGAAUGGAUCCUUGCUUUGAUUUUUAUUACUUUGUUGGAGUUACAAUAA
Molecule: messenger RNA, 1026 nt
Organism: Marmota flaviventris (yellow-bellied marmot)
Lineage: Eukaryota; Metazoa; Chordata; Mammalia; Rodentia; Sciuridae
Product: membrane cofactor protein-like
Cellular component (GO): cell surface
Source: RefSeq, a predicted model, not a curated record